Messenger RNA from Mesorhabditis belari, 954 nucleotides. NCBI's taxonomy places the organism in Eukaryota, Metazoa, Nematoda, Chromadorea, Rhabditida, Rhabditidae. The record is from the annotation of a GenBank genome assembly.
AUGGCGUUGCGCGAAGUGUUUGGGCAGACGUCGAGCUCAUCCUCUUCAUCGCAUCCACGCUAUCACUCAUUCUCGAUCACCACAUCUCCAUCAAAUCUCUCAUCAUCCUAUUCCUCGACUUCAUCAAACGAUUCGUGGGAGUUGUCAAUUGGGAAUCUCGGUGUGCACGACUAUCACUUCACCCAAGUCACUGAUCGUCUUACAUCGACUCUCAGAUGCGCCGAGAUGCUCUCCGAUUCCCCGUCGACGUCCUCGGAGAACGCGGCUCAGCUAUUCAACCCGAAUGGUCAACGCCGUCGCUCGGCGCGCGGCGUUCUCCAACCCGUUCAGCCACCACCGGAGCCCAUUGCUCGACCGCUUUGCCAGGCCAAGCGCCGUUCGUUGGAUCAACGCCUGAACACUCCGCAGCAUGCGUCGAUUCGGACAGCUGUUUUGGAUCGCGGCAUUCACGGGAACAAGCUCGGAUUUGUGAAUCUGCUGAAAGCCGAGGAGGACACUGGCGUUAACUCGCACUAUUUCGAGGCGAUUCAGGACGAGCUCGAGGUGAAGCACCGAGAACAGGCAGUCGAUUGGCUGUUUGACGUGAGCAAGGAUUGUCACGCUGACCCAGGAGUGCUCCCGUUGGCCGUUUCGCUGAUGGAUCGUUUCCUGUCGAUUCAGCAAAUCUACAAGAAAGAUAUCCAGGCGCUAGCUGGCACGUGUUUCUUCAUCGCUAGCAAGAUGAAGGAACCCCAACCCUUAAACGCGCGCAAGAUGAGCGACUACACGGUCAACACAGUGUCCGUUGGAAACAUUUUGAGUUGGGAGCUCUUGAUCUGUUCCCAAUUGGAGUGGGAUAUCUCUUCACCAACCGGUGUUGACUUCUUCGAUUUCAUCUCGGCAAAUUAUCCAAAUUUGUCUAUCCUUCGUGGCAGCUACCUCGAGAUUCUUCAUCGAAUGCAGAGAUGUAUAUUU